AUGAGCGACGAGCUCGCCCCGAAGCAGCGCGUGAUCAUUCGCGGUCUCACCGCCGAGCACUUCAACGGGCUCGAGGGCCGACUUCUCCGCUUCGACGACAAGCUCGGGCGGUGGAAAGUGCGCGUCGGCGCAGUGGCCGGCGAGGAGAGACUCACGCUCGCCCUGAAGCGCGAGAACCUGGAGCGGCUUGGCGGCGGCGGCGCCAGCAGUGGCGGCGACGCGAGCAGCAGCGGUUGCAGCGGCGGCGGCGCCAGCAGCAGCGGUGCAGAAAGUAGCGCUCGCGGCGGGAGCGGCAGUGGCGGCGGCGGCACCAACAGUUGCGGCGGGAGCGGCGGCGGGAGCGGCGGCGGGAGCGGCGAUUGCAGAAGUGGCGGCGGCGGCAGUGGCAGCUCGGGCGUGCACGACGGCAGCGGGAGCGCCGAGUCGGGCGGCGGCAGCGGUGCUUUGGCGGCGGUGGCGGAGGGGGCGGGCGGGGCGGCGGUGGAGGAGGGGGGCGGCUUGGCGGAGGAGGCGGUCACGGGCGGCUUGGCGGAGGAGUCGGGCGGCUUGGCGGCGGUGGAGGAGGGGAGCGGCUCUGCGGUGGAGGGAGCGGCGGCGUGCGCCCGGGCGGUCGCCGCUGCGUCUGAGGCGGGCGACGGCAGCCCGGCUGCUGAUCCCAAGCGGCUGCAACGAACGAUCGGCGGCGGCGGCGGCGGCAGUAGCAGCUCGGGCACGCCCGAGUCUGGCGGGGGCAGCGCUUUGGCUGGGGCGGUGGAGGAGGGGUUCGGCUUGGCGGAGGCGGUCGCUGCGGCGGGCGAGCUCUCAAGCGGUGGCGCGGCUGCUGGCUCAUCUGACUCAUCGGGCUCGCAGCACCCCCGCGCCCCCGCGCUUCCGCCGGGGUGGAGCAAGAUCACCGACUACGGCAAGGUCAAGGGCUACCGCGGGCCGGCCGGCGAGCGCGUCACUACGAGGAAGGAGGCGUGGCGCCGGCACGAGGCGGCGGCGGAGGAGGCGGGCACGGAGGCGGGUGCGGAGGCGGAGGCGGAGGCGGAGGCGGAGGCGGAGGCGGAGGCGGAGGCGGAGGCGGAGGCGGCGGCGCCUACCGAGGCCGUGAUGGCCGAGGGUGCGGGCCUGCGAUUGCACCUCUCCAGCAGCAGCAGCACCGGCUACAAGGGAGUGUCGCAGGUUGCCUCUGGCCGCUUCCAAGCGUGCCACUGGGUGCACGGAAGGUGUGACUGCCUCGGAACCUUCGACACGGCGGUGGAGGCGGCGGUGGCGUAUGCGCGGGCGGCCGGCGAGUACCAGCCUCCUGCUCAUCCUCCUCCGACAGUGGCGACAGAGGCGGAGGGGCUGCGGCUGCACCUCUCGAGCAGCAGCAGCACCGGCUACAAGAGCGUGGGCAAGCUGCCCUCUGGCCGCUACCGGGCGGAGCACUACGUGGACGGACGGCGUGACUCCCUCGGCUGCUUCGACACGGCGGUGGAGGCGGCGGCGGCGUACGCGCGGGCGGCCGGCGCUGCGCCUGAGACUGGCGAGGGCGGUUUGUAUGCCAAGCGGCAGCGCACGAGCAGCAGCGGCGGCGGCGGCAGCAGUAGCUCGGAUGGGGUGACGGAGGAGGCGCCUGCCGAGGCGGUGGCGGAGGAGGCGGGGGGCAUGCGCUUGCACCUCUCCAGCAGCAGUGCCACUGGGUACAAAGGCGUCUACAAAGGCGACGCCACCGGAUACAAAGGCCGCUUCCUUGUGAAGCACUACGUGGACGGAAGGUGUGACUGCCUCGGCGCCUUCGACUCGGCGGUGGAGGCGGCGGUGGCGUACGCGCGGGCGGUCGCGGAGGCGUCUCGAGCUUCCGCCCGCCCGGCCAGCGCUGCGUGUGAUGAGGCGGACGACGGCAGCGGCCCAGCCCCGGAGGCCAAGCGGCAGCGCACGGCCCCCGCCGCCGUGCCCACGUGCCUCUCCGACUUCCCGCCGCACGGGUGCGAGGUGCUGAUCGCGCGCCGCGACGGAGAGCCCCUCUACUGCGGCGUCGUCGGCCACACGGCGGACAGCCUGCUGCUGGUCCAUGCGGACAGCCUGCUGCUGGUCGAUGCGGACAGCCUGCUGCUGGUCGAUGUGCCCGGCGAGGCGGGCCCCGUUGCCAGGUCCGUCCACGGGCUACGGACCGGGCUGGGCGCAGCAGAGACGCGGCCGCUCGUCCGCCCUCUCGCGCACCUCCCGAGCCGCCCUCUCGCGGCGCAGGUCGCUGCAGCCGACCCGCACGCGAUGCUUGCGCCGCCGCCGCCGCCUCCACGGCAAGGCGGCGGCGGCAGCAGCGGCGGCGGCGGCGGCGGCGGCGGCAGCAGUGGCGGCGGCAGCAGCAGUGGCGGCGGCGGUGCCUGCAGAAGAGAUGGCGGUGCCGCUGCAUGCAGCUACCUGCCACCGUCGGCCGCCUCGGCACGGCUAGGGUACGAGGACGUCAACGAGUCUGGUAACUUCGUGCUGUCUGCGUGCGGCACGCGGCGGGUGGCAGUGAGGUACGCACCGCACGAGGCGCUCUCCGCAGAGCUGGCGGAGCGGGUGGUGGAGUACGGCAAGCUGCGCGCGUUCGAGACGAGCGACGGGCGCGGCUGGGGUUUGUGCUGCGCGCGGCGUCUGCGCCGAGGCGACGUCGUCGUCGAGGCGGUCGACCAGACGGAGUACGUCGUCUCGUUCGACGACGAGACGCUCGAGCGCAAGCGGGCGGCGGGGGACGACCGGGGCGGGCUGCCCCGCCGCGCCUUCCUCGUCGCCACCGCCGACGUCCCCGCCUACGCCGAGCUGACUUGGUCGUACGGACAGCACUACCCCCGCCCGUGGCUGCCGGGCCGAGGGCCGGGCCGAGGCGACGGCAAGGCGCGCGCGAUGCCGCCGGCCGUGGGCGUGGCCGAGGGCGUGGCCGAGGAGGCGGAGGGCUUGCGGCUGCACCUCUCCAGCAGCAACGCCACUGGGUACAGGGGCGUGUAUGAGUACUCCACUGGCCGCUUCCAAGCGCAGCACUACGUGGACGGACGGCGUGACUCCCUCGGCUGCUUCGACACGGCGGUGGAGGCGGCGGCGGCGUACGCGCGGGCGGCCGCGGCGCCGGCAGACUCGUCCUGGUCCAGCGGCGGCUCUUCGGCGGCCGAGCCAUCGACGUCUGCGGCAGAGUUCGAGGUGGAUCGCAUCCUGUCGGAGAGGCGGAGGGCGGGCGCCCCAGAGUACCUCGUCGCGUGGAAGGCGGGCCAGCCGACGUGGGAGCCGGCGUCCAACCUGGCGGACGAGGACGGCACGGUCUGCGCGGCGCUCCUCUCGUGGCAGGCGGGGGAGGCGGCCGCCAGUUCGCCGCCGUACGCAGAGGUGCCGCCGCAGCAACCAGACGGCCCGCCGCCGCUCGGCAUGCCUCCGGUCGUGCGGGCCCUCGAGGGCGUCGGGCUGCAGGUGUACGCGGGCGUGUUUGAGGACCUGGGCUACGACGACUUGCGGUACCUCCUCGGGAUGGACGCGGCGGAGCGGGCCCAGGUCGCCGAGAGCGUUGCGAUGAAGCGCGGGCACGCCGAGAAGUUUGCCCGGUGGGGCUUCUCCAUCCCAAUCGCAGACGCGUAG
Molecule: messenger RNA, 3576 nt
Organism: Emiliania huxleyi CCMP1516
Lineage: Eukaryota; Haptophyta; Isochrysidales; Noelaerhabdaceae
Exons: 9
Coding region: 1-3576 (1191 amino acids)
Biological process (GO): regulation of DNA-templated transcription
Molecular function (GO): DNA binding; DNA-binding transcription factor activity
Source: RefSeq, a predicted model, not a curated record